GAAUCAACAUGCAAAAGCAUUCCUUCUCGAUCAUCGAGGGAGAACGUACAAUCAAUCAAGAAGAGACCUUGCUUGGUUCGUUCUCCCACAUCUAAUCUAACAAAUUAAAACAUGGGCAACUGUGCUAGCUACCCCAAGACCAACGAAGGUGAUGAGGCCCCAGUGCCUGGGCCUGUGCCUGUCCCCGCCGAGGAGGUCAAGGUUGAGCAGCAAGAGAACAAGGCUGAGGAAACCCCUGUCGCCUCUGCUGACAACUCUCUAGUCACCUUGCUCAAUGAGAAUGAAGAAAAGAAAGAAGAGCAAGUUGAGGCCGAAGAGGAAGCCAAGACCGAGGAGGUGAAGGCUGAAGCCCAGAAAGAAGAGAAAGCCCAGACAGAGGAGGCAAAGCCUGAAACCAAUGAAGAGAAACCCGCAGCCAAGGCUGACAACUGAGAACGUGCAAACGUUGUUAGUUUAAACCUAAAAGGAUUGUGAUACUUCAAAUAUACAAAUGUGUUUCAUUUCCAUUUUGUGCUCAAAGAGGAUUCAUUAAAUUAAAUUAUUGUGGAAAUUGAUUACUGUUGAUUCGUUA
Glycine soja is the source of this 571-nucleotide messenger RNA. Its product is annotated as FK506-binding protein 4-like. The record is from RefSeq and is a predicted model, not a curated record. NCBI's taxonomy places the organism in Eukaryota, Viridiplantae, Streptophyta, Magnoliopsida, Fabales, Fabaceae. The transcript has 2 exons. The coding region runs from base 112 to 432 and encodes 106 amino acids.